AUUACAGGGACGAGAAAAUGCGUCAGGUGAUGAUGUCGAAUGUGGCUGCAAAUCAUCAUGCACCGGUAAUUGAGGCAGACCUGGAAGAAGCUUUAGAGUUAGCAGGCACGGGCAGAUACCAUGUAGUCCACAACUUGGUGAUGCUGGCCACACUCUUCGCUUCCAUCCUGGAGAUGGUCGGCAUUGCCUUCAUACUGCCGGCUGCAGCUUGUGACCUGGAUAUACCUGAUUAUUUGAAGGGAAUCCUCACUUCAUUGCCAAAUAUAGGUAUAAUACUAACAGCUCCGUUCUGGGGCCGUGCAGCAGACUCUCUGGGCAGGAAGCCAGUACUCCUCGGCUCUCUGAUAGUGUCUGGAGUCACCGCCUUCAUCGCAGCAUUCAUGCCUUCACUGAUCACCUUCGCACUGUUCAAGCUCGCUUCUUCACUGUUCCUCUCCUGCCCAUCAUCUUUGGGCUACGCGUACGUUUCCGAGAUGUUGCCACGCAAACGACGAGACUUUGCAGUUCUAGUUACAAACGGACUCAUCAAUUUAUUGACGGUCUUGAGCCCUGGUUUAGCUUGGAUAAUUCUGUCGUACGACUGGGAGUACCAGUUCGGAGCCAUAGACCUUCGACCAUGGCGGCUGCUGACAGCGGUGUAUGCCUUCCCACUACUGCUUGCUGCACUAUGCCUGAUUGUUGCUGAUGAGAGCCCCAAGUUCCUCAUGACGAAAGGAAAGGAUAAGGAGGCUUUGGCAAUCGUUAGGAAGAUCUACUGCACGAACUCUGGGUUACAUGAAGAUAGCUUUUGUGUAAAAUCACUAAAGAUACCAUGUGACAUCAAUGACUCCGAGCAGCGCGGUUCUGGCUGUGCGCUUGCGCCGAAGACACAAUCCGAGUCUGCGUUUGCGCUACUUCGGCCUCCGCAUUUAAAGUGGUUCGCGCUCACUGGGUUCCUCAUGUUCGGCCUGUUCUCAUUCUUAAAUGGUUUGUUCCUCUUCGCGCCAGACACAAUCAAUAAAGUGAUGAACAGCAAUGAAACGAGCGGCACAGUCUGCGAACUUAUGGACAUGUCGGACAACUCUACAUCAUCAACAGAAUGCCUAGACUCGAUGUCGUACCACACGUUCUACAUCAUGGUGGUGACGACCAUCGUGUACGGGGUGCUGGUCACCGCCGGCAGCAUGAGCCCGCUGUCCAAGAAGACACUCCUCGUCUCCAUGUUCUGUGUGGUUGGAGUCGGUUGCCUGAUUGCUGGGCUGUCCACUAAUAGAAUCUUGGCCGGAGUGGCUAUGUCAUCCUUGCAGCUGACAGCACUCGGCAUCGGACCCCUCACAGCAUACGUGGUUCAGCUCUUCCCCACCGCGCUCAGGGGUACGGCAGUAGGCGCAGUGUUGAUGUUCGGGCGGCUGGGCUCCGUGGUCGGCGCUAACGCAGCCGGUGUAUCCCUCAGCGCAGCUUGCACUCUCACAUUCUAUGGAUUCGCUUUUCUAGUCUUUUUCUGUGCGGGCCUCAGCUUUCUCCUACCUUCAGCAGACCAAACGACGAAGCCACAGGAAGCAGGCGCAGACAGCUGA
Messenger RNA from Spodoptera littoralis (African cotton leafworm), 1556 nucleotides. Lineage: Eukaryota; Metazoa; Arthropoda; Insecta; Lepidoptera; Noctuidae. The record is from the annotation of a GenBank genome assembly.